AUUAAUAGAGAUCCUGAUAUAUUUUAAGAACGAUGGGUGGCCAUCACGAACAUGAAAUCAAAAUACCGGAUUACAGAAUAUAUAAAGUUGAUAACGUACCGGAACUUGUGAAGGUGAAGAAUAUUUUAGCUACCGAAGGACUUAAAGAUCCGUGGUUGAGGAAUGAAGUUUGGAGAUAUCCUCCAAAUCGUGGUAGUCGUUAUGCACAAUAUUUCAAAUGUUGGUUCCGUGGUAAACGUGGGCUUACAAUUGCCUUUGGAUUAGCAGCUUCUAUUAUUGCUGUGGAAAAAACCUAUGAACAUUUUUAUCCACCAGUUCACCAUCACAGAAAGCCUUACUUUCCAUCAUCCAGUCUUUAAUUUAAGAUAAUAGUACCAAAAUCAAUGGAAUUCAAUGACGUGUCUAGAGAAUUAAUGAUUAAACGAUAUAAAAAUUCAGUACGAUAAAUUUUAGUUUUAGUUUAAUUUGUUUGUAUUACAAAAAAAUUAUUUAUAAAAAUAUAUUAUAUGAAAAUAUGCAAGGAUAAAUUUAACUAUCACACAUGAUUUAUAUGUGGAACACGUACAUUUUGUAUUGUAACUAAAUUGUUUUAAAAAUGGUUGUAGCAUAGAAAAAAGUGAUACUACUAUUCUCGUUUACUGUCUCAAAAUGUUAUAAUUGAAUAUGAUUUUUUUCUCCUUUUACUCUUGUUAAAUUUAUUCAUAAAAAUUAUUUGUGGUCCAACCACACGAUAGAAUAGAGUAAAAAGUUAAAAUGAUUAUUUCGAGGGAUAAGUUGAUACCUCCUUGAUCCUUAUUAUCCCUUUAACCAAUAGACUUCACUCUUCACUAGGGCUUUGCACUGGAAUCAUUUAAUCCGGUUUCGGGUAUUGAAAGAAAAUGCAGGUGUCUGAUUUAAUGAACUUUUCUGGUUAUGAUUAAAUGUACAUUUAUUUGGGUUAAUUAUGGUUAAUUAAGGUGUUAAAGAAAACCCAUGUUGUAUCAAUUAACAUGAUGUUUUCAACAUGACAAUUUGAUAUAGUAAUCUGGUUUUAUUUUUAAAGUAUACACAAUGAAAAAUAUUUAAUGAAAAAAAUGUGCGCUCAUUAUUUAUUUUGACUAAAUAUAUUUUCGUUCUGAUACAUAAGAAAA
This is a messenger RNA of Acyrthosiphon pisum (pea aphid), 1130 nucleotides long. RefSeq names its product NADH dehydrogenase (ubiquinone) 1 beta subcomplex, 3, 12kDa (gene Ndufb3). The record is from RefSeq and is marked provisional. Gene Ontology annotation, biological process: electron transport chain; mitochondrial respiratory chain complex I assembly. Gene Ontology annotation, cellular component: respiratory chain complex I; mitochondrion. NCBI's taxonomy places the organism in Eukaryota, Metazoa, Arthropoda, Insecta, Hemiptera, Aphididae.